Messenger RNA from Exophiala spinifera, 1257 nucleotides. RefSeq lists its product as uncharacterized. The transcript is spliced from 2 exons. The record is from RefSeq and is a predicted model, not a curated record. Lineage: Eukaryota; Fungi; Ascomycota; Eurotiomycetes; Chaetothyriales; Herpotrichiellaceae. Bases 1 to 1257 code for a protein of 418 amino acids.
AUGGCGGAUCCUUUGAGUAUUACUGCCUCGUUGCUGGCUGUAGUCACAGCUGCCGUGCAGUCAACCCAAUCGCUUUACGAAACCGUCACACGCUUCAAAGAGCGCGACAAAACUUUGCGAAGACUCCAAGAUGAGCUUAGGGAUCUCAACAUUAUUCUGGACUCAUUGGCGCCAGUGGUCAAUGCAGAGCAGUCACUGCUCACGCUUCUCCAAGGUCCUGUCGAACGAUGCAGCCAAGUAUGCAGCGAAUUCGAGCAGUCGAUGAAAGUUUUCGGCGGGAAAUCAAAGAUGGGCUUACGAGACUGGACGAAGAUGGAAUUCAUGAGAGGAAGUAUAAACGAAUUUAUAGACACUGUUGCAGGUUACAAGUCGACGAUCACGGUCGCUCUAGGCGUCAUCACCAUGCUAGUCCUCCAAGAAUACAACGAGAUGGUGCAGGAUACUACAUAUAAUCUCGAGCUUCAUCUACGGCGAAUUGACGAGAAGAUAACGAGUUUGACCUUCGAGAAUGCGACUACAUCAGGCAUCAGUAUAGACUUGAAAGACGAAAGAGAAGUGACCAAGCAAUGCCUGCGUAUUUGUGAGGAUGCAAAGUGUUACAUUGAAUCACUGUCCGAGCGAGAACCGGCUCUGAUACCAGAGACGCCUCAAAAUGCUGCUGAAGAAAAUUCAUUCGAGGCGCAAUCGCGAACACGUAAAGCUCUGGAAGACAAUCGAGACAGCUUCUCAAAGACUAUCGACUAUCUUCGGAAACGUCUGGAUCUUCUAAUCCAGGAUGACGGCCCUGAAAAGGAACGGGAGAGAUCCCAAUUGCAGGCAGAUAUCACUAUUUCAAAGCAAUGCCUAGAAGUUUGCAAGAUGGCGGAUGAGAUUUCACGGCAAAAGGUGUACAAAAUUGGCGAAGUGAUUGCCGAAGGUGACAGCGAUCAAGUAGUGGUGACUACUUUAGCUGAUUUAUUCGACAUCAAGAAAGCGCUGUCUAAGGAUGGUUCGGCGCAGUUGGUUGGCUCAAUGACGGCAGAGAAUCUCCAAUAUCUCACCGAAAAGCGGUACAACAGUCGUUUCGGAGCCUCCCCCGGUCACCUCGACCCUGCUGGAGCAGGCUUUACCAAGUCGCCUAGAUCCUUCGAGAUUCAGAAGAGUAAGCCUGUUAUUCCGCCUGAAACUGGAAAUCACGAGCAGGGUCCUGGGCCGAAAACGAGGUCAGAUAGGCCGUCACCGAACGAGAUGAGAAAACGUCUCAUGGACGGGACUUAG